GGCGAGUUUAUUAUGCAGACGUUGUUUGCUGAGUUCACUGUCCUGGCGGAGAAAAAAAUCAACAAUGUCCUUGAACCUCCUAAUCAGGACAAACCUCUGUCUAAGUUGCUGCAGAGAGGAGAGGAUGCAGUCUUUGAUCAGCUCCUCAGCACACUGUCCAUAGUGGCGGAGAACAGCCUCCCCUCUCUCCUGCAUGCACUGUUUGGCUGGUACGAUCGGCAGAACCCCAUGGACGAGGCAGGGAACUGUCUCUAUAGGAGGAGCAACAAGUGCAAGGGAGAGAAGGAAUAUCUUUGUGAAAAAAGAGAUCUAGCUGUGGACUUCGUUUACUGCCUCGUUCUCAUUGAGAUAUUGAAACAGCUUCCCUACCAUCCGGGACACGACGAACUCAUCAACCACAUCAUCAGUUUGGCAUUCAGACACUUCAAGUAUAGAGAAGGGACUCAGCUGAACAGAAAUGCGCAGAACAUCAACAUCGUGGCCGAUCUCUUUGCUGAGGUCAUUGGAGUACUGGCCAAGUCCAGGUUCCCGGCAGUUCGCAAGAGGUUCACAUUUGAGUUGAAGGAGCUGAGAAGUAAGGAGCAGACGCAGGCCUCCAUUCAUGGCAUCAUCAGUCUGCUCAUGGGCAUGAAGUUCUUCAGGGUGAAGAUGCAUCCGAUUGAAGACUUCCAGUCGUGCAUACAAUUCCUACACGAAUGUGGCACGUACUUCAUAGAGCUGAAGGAGAAGGAGAAGGAGAUCAAACAUGCGUUGGCUGGUCUCUUCGUUGAGAUACUGCUGCCUGUUGCUGCUGUGGCAAAGAAUGAAGUGAAUGUUCCAGUCUUGAAGUUGUUCGUGGAGAUGUUGUACGUACAUACCAUGGAUCUUGCCAUGAAGAAGAGGCAUUCAUUGGCUUUGUUUCCACUGGUGACUUGUUUGCUGUGCGUCAGUCAGAAGCAGUUCUUCCUAACGAACUGGACGACGUUCCUCACUCAGUGCCUCUCUAAGUUGAAGGAGAGGGACAGCACGACCGCCCGUGUCGCACUCGAGUCACUCUACAGAUUACUCUGGGUCUACAUGGUGCGCAUCAAGUGCGAGAGUAACACGACGACAAACAGCCGACUGCAGAGCAUUGUCGGAAGUUUGUUUCCCAAAGGUUCAAGGGUCAUCAUGCCCAGAGAUGCUCCACUCAAUAUUUUCGUCAAGAUCGUUCAGUUUAUUGCUCAGGAGAGGCUGGACUUUGCAAUGAAGGAGAUCAUAUUUGAUCUGCUGGGUGUGGGCAAGAGCACAAAAACCUACUACGCCCCCGAGCGGAUGUGCAUAGGACUUCGAGCGUUCCUCGUCAUAGCAGACGGACUGCAGCAGAAGGAGAUAGAACCUCCGAUGCCGCAGACGAUGGGGGUGCUGCCAUCGGGGGGUACCCUGAGGUCCAAGAAGACCUUCAUCAACAAAUUCCUCACCGAACAGACUGCCAAGAAUAUUGGCCUGCAGGGCUACUACGCACACGUGAGGAAAGCAUUUGAUUCCAUUUUGAAAUUUUUGGACUCUCAAGUCGGCAGGUCCAUGCUACUCAUCAGGUCUGAAAACCUUAACAGGGAAACUGAUAAUCUGCUAAGUGGCGAGAGAAAGCCAAAGAUAGAUUUGUUUCGAACGUGUGUGGCAGCCCUACCUCGCAUUAUCCCCGACGGUAUGUCGCAGUACGAACUCAUCGACAUGAUAUCCAGACUAACAGUACAUAUGGAUGAUGAACUUGGGAAGCUAGCUUUCCAAUCUCUACAAAACAUUUCGCUAGAUCUUCCUGAGUGGAGAUUGGACGUUGUUAAUGGUUUCGUGCACUUCAUUCAACGCGAGGUCACUGAUUCCUUUCCACAGCUGAUCGAACAAUCUGUCAGACGACUCAUCUCACUGCUUACUCAGUGGAAGUCAUCCGCUCAAACUGCUGCUAUUGUCAAGGUUAACAUUAACAGAGAUGUCAUGAACUGUCUGUGUGUGCGUGUGUCCAUGUGUAGUAGGUGCACGUUGCACCUCGUUGAAAGUUUAGCAUUGAUGCUGCUGUGUAGCUGCAAGCCAAUCAUUCGCAAGCUGGCUGUCAUAACGCUGAAGGAGGCGAGGAACCUGUUUGCUUGCUUGGCUCUGCCUAAGGAUUCUGAAAGUUGCGUGUUGGAUGUUAUGGACCGAUCGUGUCCAAUCAUCAUUGAGAAGGUGCUCACUCACUUGCCAGUCCAAGAGAAGAACACGGCUCUUUCCUGCUACCCAGUGGACUUCCAGUGGCUGACAGAACGAACUUCAAUCAUUUGGACAUCUGGGAACAUGUACAAUAACCUGCUUGAAUCUGCAACAACCCACAACAUGAAUUUCAACACUUUAGAUGCCGCCUCCUUGGACCCCUGGCUCCAAUCAAUCGCCAUUUUCAUGCACAGGGAUUAUGUGACCGGAUGUUGUCCAACGGCCGUGCAACUUGCCUGGGUCUUCCUCUACAAUCGAUUCAACACCCUCCUACCGCAGGUCGAUCCUCUCACGAUCCUGAGUGACAGAUCGUCAUCUCUCCUCCGAAGUCGCAAGGCACCGAACGAACGAGAGAUGCACAUUAGCCUCUGGAAGAAUUACGUCAUCAUGGGAUGCUGCAUCGCCAUGAGGAGCCACUGUGUCGAGUUACAUAGAUGCAUUUCUCCCGAUCCAGGGUUAGUUGGAUCAGUUGAUUAUUUGCAGCAAGAAAGGUUCGAUCCGACUACAAUCCGACCGGUCAGCCCUGGCCUGUCUGCUCGCGAGAUGUUCAGGAACCUCAUGACCUACCUGAAGUGCGACAUCGCUGAGAUGAGGGAGACCACUGUCUUUGCCCUAGGGCACAUCAACUACCUGGCUUUCAGAGAUCUUCUCGACGAGUUGCUUCAACUGAUAAAGGAUGCGAUCGACAGAAGGACUGAGAAGUUGAAGGGGAAGAAGAAGAGGGAUGUGCUAAGGUUGUCCUUGGUCCGCAUCUUCCACUACAUGGCUGAAAAUCAUAUAUUCACUCUCUGUUCCCACGAAGUGGUCUCCCAAGUAACAGAUUCCCUGUGCAGCACAUUUGUGGAGUACAUUGAUGGCACGAGGUUCUUACUGGAACAUGAAGCCGAUAAGGAGGGUUCAACUUUGAAUGAGAUUAGAUUGUACUUCAGUAAAUUUAUCCAUAAUCUCAUUAAGAAUACACCAGUUUCGAAGCGUCACAAGUUGUUGUCGCAGGACCUGAGGGCAGGCCUCUGCACGUUGUUUGCUACCUGGUGUGGUAAGUUCGGUCUGCCGCUUGUUGGCGCUGAUAAGAGGUUUGUGCUGUCAUGUCAUUACAGCGAGCUGGAGAUGGCGGCACUGCAGGCCUGUGCAUCGACACUCUGCUGCGGUCCUGUCUACGAUCCCUCCAACCUCAACGAGGGCGGCGACAUCUACGUCUGGCUCAGUAAACUCCUGUCCGUCCACGAUGAGAAGAUCUACAAACUGGUGCAAGAGACGAUUGUGUUGCUGCUUGAGUUCAACUCGGAGGCGCAGACAUUACUGGAGUGGGUGCUGGAUAGGUGCUACACGGGUUCCAGCGAGGUGGCCGAUGGCUGCUUCAAUGCGUUGGCUCUUGUCUUCAAUGCCAGGUCAUACCCUUGCGAGCAGAUGUCCAUGCUGAACGUGACCCUCAUGUGCUGCGGAUCUUCCAGGCCAAACAUCCACAACACGGCCAUUCAGCUACUUCGACUCCUCUACAAGCGCUUCUUUAUGGAUGAUGUCGUCAUCUUGCACACCACUGCAGCUAUCGCAGCGGAAAGGAGGAAUGCUCUGAGGGAAGAGUUGUUUAACGGAUUGAGUAGUUGGUCUCAGCUUCAGAUCUCAAUGAGGUUGGCACUGCUCCAUCCGGAUCUCACCAUGCCCAUGUUCUCUGAAGUGACUCACAGACUGACAUCGGCCCCUCCCUCCAUCUGCCAGAACAUGCUGAACUACAUCAUCCCGUGGUUGCACAACGUUGAACUGGUCGACAUCAGUGCCGCCACAAACUUCCUGACGAAUCCAUCGUCAACUGCAACAACGUACACAACGAAACCACCGCUCUCUGGGGUGGGGUGGGGGUCGGCUGAGGCCACCAAUAUGGUUCUCAACAAUCUCAUGUACAUCACCAUCAAGUUAGGAACAGUUCAUUCAAAAGAGAUUGAGAACUUGUGGUCUGCAUUGGUCGCAUGUUGGCCGGGCAACCUUCCAACCAUCAUAAGGUACCUAAUCAUCAUCGUCGGCAUGUACCCACAAAUCAUUGUCUCAAGUGCGAAAAAGAUUAUAACGUAUCUGGCUAGAACUCGCAAGGACCAUCUGAUCGACGAGCUCAUGAACGAACUGAGGACCAUAGAGCCACUGAACUUCAAUGUAGAGCGAAUAGAAACAGCUCCGUUCUUCAGGCUGACCAAGCGACAGAUCGCAACAUCAGCGAGUGUUGACGACGAUGGCACCAACAAUGUUGAGAGGAACUUGCAACAUCAUCAACAACAGCAUCAACAACAGCCUCAGCAACAUCAUCAACAACAUCUUGGACUCAUACACACAAAGAGACACAGCGCUGAAGACCCAUCCAAGCUCAUCAGUGCUGACCUGUUGGUGCAUUCAAAUAACCAAAUUAUAUUCCUCCACUUCCCAACACCAGAACUGCAAGGAAUUUUCCAGGAUCCAGGCGAUCUGAUGAGGUCCUUGAAUCCGCACCAGCCUCACCCCCUACCGAUGCCUGCUUACGGGGGGUUCUAUGCCCCCCUUUCUAACAUGCUACCCUCGUCCACCCCGCUGCCAAAUCCACCGUAUCAAAGAUGCAACUUGGCGAUGAUGUUGUUGACUGAUUUGCUGAUGGACGGCAUGGUUCCUGUUGACUGGUCCAUGCACACUCCACUAAUCCUCCACAUCAUAUUUCUUGGUCUGGACAACACUCGACCACUGAUUCACGAGAACAGCAAGCAGUUGCUGCUAAAGUUGCUCCUGGCAACCACACAGGUCAAUCCGUUCUAUAUGGCGCGACUGAUCAUCAACAACCAGUCGAUCAACGAACCUACCUACUUGUUCGCCGACAAACAACGAACGUCGUCGUCAUCGUUGUUGUUGUCAUCUUCCUCCUCCCUCAUGUCUUCAGUUGCUGGCUACCGGGAUGUCCUUCCUGGUUCGUCAUUUGACAUAUGGAUGCUAUUUGUUGACAACUUGGUUGUAGAUAACUUUGAUACUCUCCCGCCAAUCACUGUCAUUGAGACAGUCGAUCAAGCCACAAAACUAAUUAUCGAAUUUCUUCUUACGAGAUGCCGUCCACUGUGGAGUUACGAGGACAUAACGUCGAAGAUGCAGCACAUAAAGAGUGUGGAGCACAUUGAACAUCUCCUGCAGUACGUCGUGCUGAUACUGAAGCACGUGCAGAUCCAGGCUCACAUCGAGCAGAGGUGGGCGCAAGAAGCAAUUCACAUGGCUCUCUCCUGCUCUUCUAGACAUUAUGCUGGCAGGUCUUUCCAGAUCUUCCGAUCUCUUCAUAUUCCUCUGACGGCUAACGAUCUUUGCGACGUUCUCUCCCGUCUGGUUGAGACAGUAGCCGAGCAAGGGGAAGACAUGCAGGGUUACGUGACGGAAAUAAUGUUGACCUUGGAGUCGGCGGUGGACCACCUCGAUGACGACCUCUGCCAGACUCUCAAGGACGUUUGUUUAUCAACACCCAAUCUGGACAAGAUCACAUCCUCCAAGUUGAACCUGAACCUCAAAAACUUGAGUUCGCUUCGACAGCAGCAGCAGCAACAACAACAAUCACAACAACAGCAACAACAAUCGCACCAACAGCAACAACAACAAUCACAACCACAGCAACCGCUGGCAAGUUUGUUGUAUCGCAACAACAUCAAUAACCCGUCAUCUUCCAUGUCGUCACCAUCGUCAACUUCUCCAUCGACGUCUGCAAACAACAUCAACCUGCUGCGAUCGAAGAGCACCUUAUCACUUAAGCAUGCCACACCUGAUGCUCUACUGCAUGAAGACCGCUUGAAUGUCCUAGCGCAGAUGUUCUGGAUCACAGUUUCACUCAUGGAGUCUGAUUUCGAAUAUGAGUUCCUUAUGGCUGUCAGAUUACUGGAUAAGGUUAUAAAUUACAUGCCUCCCAAUCGUUCUGAAUGCUACGAGAAACUCGACAAGAUCUUGCACGCCAUCUACUGGCACGAUUUUCCAGGGGUGCAUUCACUUCUUCUGAAGGGUCUCACUUCGAACCUCACUCUGGAGCCCACCUGGAACCUUCUAUCCAAACUCACUGACUAUCUGACUGUCAACAUCAUCGAUCCAACUGGAAAAGAUGGUCUGCCGAUGAAUAUCGUCGCCCUCCUGCCAAUGUUGGUGGACAACUAUGAGGAGCCCACCAAGAACAACAGUAAUGCUGCUUUCAGAAUUGCUGAGGCUAGUCGCUUCACAGGAGGACUGGAGCACCUGGCCAGCGUCAUGAUCAGUUACAGUCAGCGGACGUUCAAGAAGGAUUGCACGCAGUGGACCAAGUGUGUCAUCAAGUACCUCUUCGACGUCUACUCAAGCAUCAGUGAUGCUGUCAUUGCGUUUCUGGUCGAGGUUGUGCUGGACAAAGGACCGAACUGCACCCAGGGACCAGUUCUUCAAAUCUUGCUCUGCAUCGUCUUAUACGUUGAUAUCUCUGUGUCUCCAUCACCAUCCAUCAAUGCUGACCUGCUCAGAGUCGUUGCCAGAUUUAUUGAGAACCCACACCACUACAAGGAAGCCCAGCAGAUCAUCAAACAAUGCGUAUCUCGUUCAUCAUCUCUCACCGCAGUACCAUCCAACAACAACAUCAGCAACAUCAACAUCAGCAGCAGCAACAACAACAACAUGGUCAGUAACAGGAAUUCCAUGCUGAUUACGGAUCUUCCUCGGCGAACAAUGGAGUUCAGGUUCGAUUCCUCACAAAUCCAAAUUAUUGGCGCCAAAUACUGGGACCUGCAAAACAAUCAACAACAACAACACCACCACCACCAACAACAACAACAGCAAACAUUCAACACAUCAACUCAACAACAACAACGUCAUGACACAAACAACAGCUCGACCAAAUUGGGAGUUGGGGCAGUCAUGGAGACGGGGUCGAUGAGUACGGGGGCUUCAAGUGGAGAGGGAGGUGCUCUGAGCAGCUGGAAGAAACCGCUGGCAUCUCAGGUCGGAUUAUUAUCUAUCUGCUUAUUUCGCAUUUGA
Molecule: messenger RNA, 7185 nt
Organism: Helobdella robusta
Lineage: Eukaryota; Metazoa; Annelida; Clitellata; Rhynchobdellida; Glossiphoniidae
Exons: 53
Coding region: 13-7185 (2390 amino acids)
Biological process (GO): cell morphogenesis; neuron projection development
Cellular component (GO): site of polarized growth; cell cortex
Source: RefSeq, a predicted model, not a curated record